Messenger RNA from Diutina rugosa, 1245 nucleotides. RefSeq names its product Ecm331p (gene ECM331). Gene Ontology annotation, biological process: fungal-type cell wall organization. Lineage: Eukaryota; Fungi; Ascomycota; Pichiomycetes; Serinales; Debaryomycetaceae. The record is from RefSeq and is a predicted model, not a curated record. Bases 1 to 1245 code for a protein of 414 amino acids. The transcript has a single exon. Gene Ontology annotation, cellular component: fungal-type cell wall; plasma membrane.
AUGGUAUCGUUCAAGAGUGCUGUUGUGGUGGCUACUGCCGUGUCUGGCGCCGUGGCUGCUCUGUCGUCGGCCAAGUGCCUGUUCCUGACCACCGUGACCGACGCCGCCGGCGUGGCGGCGUUGAACGCCUGCCCCACCCUUUCCGGGGACAUCACCGUCGAAGGUGACGGUCUCGGCGGCGCCGUCGACUUGUCGCAAGUGCAAGUGUUGAAGGGUAACUUGGACCUCACCAACUCGACCUCGGUCACCCUGAUCUCGUUGGGUGGCUUGGAAGAAGUUGAUGGCCAAUUGAACAUCGCCAAGUUCACCUCGGUGUUCAACAUCGACUUCACCAAGUUGUCGUCGGUCACGGGUAACUUGUCGUUGGUCACCAUGCCCUCGUUAUCGGGGAUGAACUUGAACACUGGUUUGACCAAGCUCAACUCGUUGACCAUCUCCGACACCGCUCUUUCUGAACUCACUGGUCUCGUGUCCAACGUCACCGAAAUGGCGUACUUGGACUUGGACAACAACAAGAACAUGUCGCUGAUCAAGUUGCCCUUGAAGAAGAUCACCGACCUGCUUAUCUUGUCGUUCAACGACGACAACGCCAACGUCACCUUGGACUCGUUGGAAGAAGCCUACUCGGUCGUCAUCCAGGAUGUCGCCCUGGUGUCGCUUAAGAAGCUCAAGGCCGUCAACCUGACCUUCCAGAUCGCCUACGGGUUCUUCGAAGACCUCGAGUUGCCCAACCUCGAAGAAGUCGACGGGUCGGUGAGAAUUGUUGCCAACACCCAGUUGCUUAACGUGUCGUUCCCCAAGUUGACCACCAUUGGCGGUGAACUCGGUUUCGAAAACAACACCAAGUUGGAAGACCUCGGCGACGCCUUCCCCGAAGUCACCGACAUCAAGGGUGCCCUCAACAUCAAGGGGGACAUUGGUUCGUUUGAAUUGCCCAAGUUGAAGCAAGUCGCCGGUACUUUCACUUUGGAAUCGACCAACGACGAGUUGGACUGCUCCAAGGCGUUGGACAAGAGCAAGGUUAAGGCCAACGACCCCGUGUGCUCGGCCCCCGCCAAGAAGGACACCUCGUCGGGUUCCGACUCGGCCUCGGCCACCUCCACCGGCAAGGGCGGCAAGCAAUCGGGCGACUCCAAGAGCUCGGACUCGUCGUCGUCCAACAACAGCGACAACAAGAAGUCGGGUGCUGCCGCCAUCUUCCCUUCGUUGGCCGCCGUCAUCGGUGCCUUCAUGAUCAUGGCCUAA